Nicrophorus vespilloides is the source of this 2488-nucleotide messenger RNA. It is a transcript of the gene scro, whose product is annotated as thyroid transcription factor 1-like. The transcript is spliced from 6 exons. The coding region runs from base 467 to 1588 and encodes 373 amino acids. Gene Ontology annotation, cellular component: nucleus. Lineage: Eukaryota; Metazoa; Arthropoda; Insecta; Coleoptera; Silphidae. The record is from RefSeq and is a predicted model, not a curated record. Gene Ontology annotation, biological process: regulation of transcription by RNA polymerase II; cell differentiation. Gene Ontology annotation, molecular function: DNA-binding transcription factor activity, RNA polymerase II-specific; RNA polymerase II cis-regulatory region sequence-specific DNA binding.
CCAGAAUGCAGUGGGACUAGAGUAGAAGUGCCAUGUACACUUUGAGGGCACUCUAAGAGUACGCUUAGGCAAGUUAAGCGCUCUUUGCAGCUAAAGAGUCUUACAUCAAGAGUCCUUUAAAGAGUGCUAUAGCUCGAUCACUGAUUUAUUUAUAUAGUUAGUCAGUUUGUUUAUUGAAUUCGGAUAUCGCAUCGACCCGAAGAACUUUAGUGGCGACCAACUGCGACCACCGGACAAGAGUUCAAAACAAAACAAAAGAAAGCAUCGCGCGACCUGUCGCCGUGGAUUCACCGUGAGAGUUUAUUUUCGCUGUUUGUUCGUUCAUCUCUGUUUUUGUUGUUGUUUAUGUUUGAAUUGAAUUGCGAGAAACGCGUGUGACUGAUCUACGAUCGAAUGUGCUAGAUAUACUAGUGUCUCCGAAAUUACUGUGGCUAAACGGAAAUCGUAAAUCGCGGACCUGGAGUCCAUGUCUGGAGGUGGCAACUACGGGGAAGGUCCCGUUGUCCAGGACCGGACUGACCUUCAUGGCCUGCUGCCCGAGCUCAAUGGCGUCGAGUUGGCUAUGAGCUUGAGCCCCAAGCAUCAUCAAGGAGGUCCCCAAGUGUUAAGCCAUCUGCAGCAACUACAUCAUUCCACGCCGUUUAGCGUAUCCGACAUCCUCAGCCCGAUCGAGGAGAGUUAUCGCAAGUUGGAAUUGGCCGCGAAUCCACCGUCGCCCUACAGCAAAACACAGAUUGAUUCGGAUCAGUGGUUAGUAAAUCUCAAUCGAUUUAGAUCCACUUCGAGUGGCAGCAGCAUCAAUUCACCUGGUGCAAGCGGCGGUCCUAUCGGAGGCGGUUCGAGCACGUGCGGAAUGAACGGCGGAUAUCCGGUGAUGGGUCAGUUCGGGGGCGGCCAAUAUUGUCCCGUCUCCGAGAAUCUAGGAUUGACUCCCCACUAUUCGCCAGGAUGGUACCAAAGCUCAGCAGCCGACCCCAGAUUUGCAAUUUCUCGUUUAAUGGGGAGCACAGCAGCAGGCGCAAACAUGGGGCAUUCGGGGAUGCCGGGUCUCGGGGCGUGCGCAGUUCCCGAUUCGAAACCGAUGCAAUUUCCGCUCGCGCAGCGCCGGAAGAGGCGUGUCUUAUUCACACAGGCACAGGUCUACGAAUUGGAGAGAAGAUUCAAGCAACAGAAAUACCUUUCGGCUCCAGAACGAGAACACCUGGCUUCCUUAAUUCACUUAACACCCACACAGGUGAAAAUUUGGUUCCAGAAUCACAGGUACAAGUGUAAGAGACAGGCCAAGGAGAAAGCAAUGGCGGAGCAGAACCAGCACAAUCAGUCGUCGAGUUCACCACGUCGAGUGGCAGUGCCCGUGUUGGUGAAGGAUGGAAAACCGUGCUCCGGAGGAUCUUCAAAUCAAAAUUCAGGUGGAGUCUCGUCUUCGGAUGUGGUCAGCAGGAGUCAACAAUCGUCGGUUUGUCAGCCUCAGCAGCAGAACCAGUGCAUGUCAAAUGGUGGAGGAUUAUCGAUGGCAUACCGACAGCAGGCCACAAACUACCAACAACAGUGUGGGACUUAUUUGCCGUUACAGGCGAGGGCUUGGUAGUACGAGCAGACCACAAGUCUUUACUUGUAAAUACUCAGAAGCCCAGUAGUUUGCUUGCAGUAUAUAUUUCUUGUAGAAAUUGUAGAUACACCGGAGAGUUUAAGAACAACACGCGACUUUGGCCUCGACAAAUUCAUCGAGCCUCUGUCGCCGCCAAAGUCAUAUUUCAUUAUUUUAUUUUUUUGUAAAUAUCUUCUGAGGCUGAGCUCUGAAAGUCCGAGCACUUAUAAAGCUUAGCCCACGAACAUGAAAUGUUACAUACUAGUAUGAAUAUAUAUAUUAUAUUUCCAUUUUUAAUUAAAUUAAAUUAAAGUAGGUUCAUAUUUAGGUAUGAUUGUGUUGGUGAUAUGUAGUGUAAACUAGUUCUGCAACGAGGAUAGAUGAUCGAGAUCUUUUUAUUUUUCUACCGAAAGAUCGUGCAAUAUAAAUAGUGUCUUUUUCGUUAAACUUUUUGCAAUUAACCGAGGACAGCUAACGAAACGUACAAAAUGAAUACAUCGAUAUAAUGAUUCGUUUCCGAAAGAAAAACAUAAAUAAUAAUAUUAAUAACAAACAAAUCAAUUUACAUGUAAAUAUACCGAUUAGCUUAAUGUUCUCCUCUUGUACAUAAAUCGAGCAUUUUUGGACGACAUAAAAAUUGUAGAGCGUCCAGAGAAAUUAUAAUUUUCGAAUCUCAAUGUAUUAUUGAAAACGGUGAAUAUUAUCAACAUAUAUAAUAUAUUAUAUAAAUAAACACAAAAGUAAUUUUAUUAAUAAAUAUUAUGAAUAGUUGGAAUUAUUUGUAACUGAAUUUACUGUAGAAUGAAAGUGAGAGAGAUCGUGUGGUAAUCGGCACCGUUUAUUUUGAAAUAAGUCUGCGGUCACGAAAUAUUAAUGAUGUAAAAAAAAUAAUUUAAACUA